Molecule: messenger RNA, 3214 nt
Organism: Ahaetulla prasina
Lineage: Eukaryota; Metazoa; Chordata; Lepidosauria; Squamata; Colubridae
Gene: SHQ1
Product: SHQ1, H/ACA ribonucleoprotein assembly factor
Exons: 12
Coding region: 822-2561 (579 amino acids)
Biological process (GO): box H/ACA snoRNP assembly
Cellular component (GO): nucleoplasm; cytoplasm
Source: RefSeq, a predicted model, not a curated record
AGAUUUGCCCGAAACGACGUGCAAGGGGCAAUGCUACUAUUUUCAACUGCUUCAAAUCCCCGUGCAAGGAAAACGCUCCCAGUUAAGGAUCUGGGUGGGUCACCGGCACCAAGUUUAGUCUUCCGAGCUUUCGGAACAUGAAAGUUCCGAGUGAACCGGUGAACCGAUCCAGAUUGGAUCUUGCAACAUUAUCCUGAGACACGUAGAGGACUGUUUAAUCGUGUUUCGUCCAGUUUAGGUUCUAUUAUUGAAAUAAUAUUCGUUAGCGAGAUGGCGGUAAUACAGUAAGCCAAUAUGGCCUACAUCGCUCCACGCGUUUUGGUAAAAUGGCUAAUAACAGUCGGUCACACAGCGAGUCAAAAAUAAGCCGCUUUCCCCGCAUUUUUUUUUCCAGAACCAAAGAAGAGCCGCGCGAGCUCAGAUGCAGCGCACGCGCAGAACGACAACUCCGGCAUAGCUCCCGCCCUGACAAUCUGUCACGUGGGUCCUCGCCUCUCCUGGGUCCUUCGGCUUUUUUUUUCUUUUUUCUUUUCCAGCAUCCGUAUCACUUUCGUGCUACCUCGACCACUUCUGAUUGGAGGAGCUCUUCCAAUGAUAUUUCAUCCGCCUCCCCUCUCAGAGCCCGCCUUCCUAUAUGCUUUACGGUUUCCUAUUGCGGAAGAGCAACUGGAUUGGCGGUAGGUUGCAGCCCGUAGGGAGUCUUAUCGCCGUCAGAGAAUCAAAAAGGCUGGAGGCGGCGAAAGAAACCGUGAAAACGUGGGUAGCUGCGCGUGGAAGUGUCUGAAUGGGCGGUGGUGGUAUUGAUUUUUCUGAUAUUCAUCAUGAUAACUCCGGUAUUUGAACUGAGUCAAGAUCCAGAUUUUCUCACAAUAAUUAUCAAAAUACCUUAUGCACGAGUUUCAGAAUUUGAUGUCUAUUUUGAAGGGAAUUCAUUUCGUUUUUAUGUAAAACCUUACUUUCUCAGAUUGACACUUCCUGGAAGAGUUGUAGAAGAUGGAAGAGAGAAAGCAUCCUAUGAUGAUUCAGGGAUAUUUACAAUUCACCUUCCCAAAGAGACUCCUGGAGAGAAAUUUGAUGGCUUAGAUAUGUUGACAGCUCUGCUAGCACCAAAGAAAUCCCGAUCAGCUAAACCUUUAGUGGAAGAGAUGGGUGCUCCUGAUGAGGAGAAUAUGGAGGAGGAGGAGGAAUUUGAUUGGGAAAUAGAACAAACUCUUCAGAAAGAUAACUUGGAGGAUUCCUUGUGCCCGUCUGGUUUCUAUGGAUUUGGAAGUCAGAAAUCAGGAGUUUUUAGACGUCUCCAGGAUGAACUUAAUGAAGUUGUUGAUGUUAAAAACCCAGACAUAAUAUCUGCAUCUGAACGCAGAGAAAAACGACUUGCAGCAGAAGCUGCUAAAUUUGAUCCUGAUCAUUAUCUAGCUGAUUUUUUUGAAGAUGAAGCUGUUCACCAUCUGUUGAACUAUAAGCCCUGGUGGGUUAACGCCUACGAGUUGAUGAUGAAUGCUCAAGAAAGCACUUCAUGGAUUUCCUUUACAGAAGAUGAGAAAGAACAGUUAAGAAAAUUCACUAACAGAACAUUCCUGCUUGAUAAAAGAACCAGCCAACAAGUCUAUCUGAGCUUAAUUGAUAUACUUUUAGCAUAUUGCUAUGAGGUCUGUGCCACUGAAGGAGAAAAUAACGUUGAAUCAUCAUGGAACAUACGAAAAUUGAGCUCAACUUUAUGCUGGUUGGAGAGUUUUACUAGCAUUUCAGAAGUCCUUAUAUCCUUUGGAAGAAGAGUUCUAUGCUACCCACUUUAUAGACACUUCGAUUUAGUGAUACGAGCCUUGAAUGAUACGAUAAUGAUAUUGAAAUUAGGUAAAAGUGCCAUUUUGAAGUGUCUGCUAGAUAUUCACAAGAUUUUUCGGGAAAAUGAUCCUGCAUAUAUUCUCAAUGACCUUUACAUCACAGAUUACUGCAUUUGGAUUCAAAAAGCUAAGUCAAAGAAGUUGGCAGCGCUCGCUGAAUGCGUGCAGAAAGCAGAGCUGAGAAAGGAGGACUUGGGUUUCGAAUUAAAUGAGCUGGAAACAGCCGCUCUUCUGGUACACGAGGAAGAGAAAGAGUUAAAAGCGAUUGACGCAGGCGAUUCUGAGCAGCAGCUGCCGCCUCCCUCCCAAGAAGAUGCCAGUGAAUUCGAGGACUCGGGCAGCACUUCAUCAUACGAGACAGAAGUCUCUGAUUCGGAUGAACAAGAGUCCUCAGACGGUGAAGAUGGGAAAAUAAAUCCUUUACAAUGCACACUCCUAGAGGAGAGGACAGCCCCACUUAUUGGCGAUAAUGGAUUAAGGCGAGACACAGGAACUUUGACACUGGAGGGUAGUAAUGAAAAAUCAAAGCUUUCUCUACGGUCUACAUCUGUUUCGGGAGAACUGAUAGAGGAAUUAGAAAAGCAAAUGCAGGCGGCAAUAAGGCUGACGGACCUGCCUGAAGCUGCACCUUCUCUAAGGGAUGAUGGCCAAGACUGCAGCGGCUCUUCUUCGCAAGAGAUGGGAACCAACUGCACAGCUCAGCCUCGAGGAUCCUAAUUAAAAGGAACAUUUUACUGGAUCCUAAUUAAAAGGAACAUUUCUUGGAGGUGACUCCAAAGUUUUGGGAAUUACAGACGAAGUUUCUUAAACAAUAAUUAGGGAGAAGUUGUUAAUAUGUGGAAGCAAAACUGGUAUUUAAAAAAAUAUAUAUGGGUGUCCCUCAUCAAGAUCUUCAUGAGAUAAAGGUGUUCUAAAUAUAUAACAGUAAUCCAGUCUAAUUUAAUUUUGAUACCUAAGAUAAGAUUUUUCUAUAAUCUUAACAUUACAAUAGUUUAAUUGCAUUAGGAAAAUAUAAAAUAUGAAAGGAGGUUACUGGUUUCUGGAAAAAAAGUAUGCUUAAUUAUUUUUGUAUUUUAAAAUUAAUUUUGUUAACAGCUUAAUAUCUUGUUUAUUUUGAGGUGCUUGUGCCUGAGUAGAAGUAAAAAGCCUUGAAGUUUCCCAAUAUUUGCAUGUAGUAUCUUUGAUUUUCAGGUUGAUAUCUAUAUGCAGCAUCUUCAAUCUCUGUUCGGAUUAAUGGUAAUGAUAUUUCCCAGUACUGAAUUUUGUGGAAUUUACUGAGACUUACUGUAGGCAGUGAUGGGAAAGAGAUUGGCUUAGUUAAUAUUGUACUAUGAACCAAUCUAAAUUCAUUUCUUUAAACUUACCAGAAG